UCCCGUAUUACCUCACACAACCAAUGCGUUUAUCCUUCCUCGUCGUCAUUGCUACUUUUGACGGCAUCUAUAUCUGUUGAUGCCACACCAGCUGUUCUCGGCGGGCGAGGCUGUUCUGCUGAGUUCUCGCCUUGCCACUCGAAUCGUGAUUACUGCUCUCUAGACUGUAUUUUGGUUGCGAGUACUCGGAGUAGUUUGCUUAGCAUCCAAUAUUCAACCCCCUUUGACCCUAUAAUGUAAGUUCUAUGAUCCAGUACCACAAGCGAGAGAUGUGAAUAUCAUUGGCACCCAGGAUGGGCCAUGUCGCUAGAAGGAAUAUUGGGGCCCAAACCGUAUGAAAUACAUGGGUGACAAUACCAGAAGUGCGGAGAAUCACGGUCAAUAAUGCAGCAGCAAAGAACGCCAUUCCCAAAACCAGAAGUGCAAGCGGCAGACUGAGCUUG
Messenger RNA from Suillus paluster, 443 nucleotides. RefSeq lists its product as uncharacterized. The transcript is spliced from 4 exons. The record is from RefSeq and is a predicted model, not a curated record. The annotation marks the transcript as partial. Lineage: Eukaryota; Fungi; Basidiomycota; Agaricomycetes; Boletales; Suillaceae.